Molecule: messenger RNA, 294 nt
Organism: Babjeviella inositovora NRRL Y-12698
Lineage: Eukaryota; Fungi; Ascomycota; Pichiomycetes; Serinales
Exons: 1
Biological process (GO): C-terminal protein lipidation; nucleophagy; autophagy of mitochondrion
Cellular component (GO): phagophore assembly site membrane; Atg12-Atg5-Atg16 complex; cytoplasm
Source: RefSeq, a predicted model, not a curated record
AAGAUAACGAUUCGGUUCCAGGCAAUCGGGGGCGCCCCGCCGAUUCUGGUCAAAGUAUUUAAAAUAUCCCGCAACCAGAAAUUCUCCGUUUUGAACAAGUUUCUCCACAAAAGAGUCUAUUCCAAUCGAGGCAACCGAAGCUCUCCUGAACCGGAGGGCCGUAAACAGCUUUUCUUGUACCUACACAACUCUUUUGCUCCUAACGGAGACGAAGUGUUGGGAAACCUUUUCAGUUUAUUCAAGGUGGGGGACGAGUUAAUCGUGAGCUACUGCUUGAACGUGGCUUUUGGAUGA